GUAAGUAUUGCUUAAAUUAAUUUAUAGGCAAUGAAGUUUCAUUCAAUUUUAAAAGCAAACACGUUAUUUUUCUAUAAUCGAAUUUUGAACUCUGCAAACUCCACAAAAAUGUUUUUUCUUAUUUAUCAAAUUUCAGUUAGUGUUUGUACAGUACAGGACAAUCUCAAUUUUUAUAACAUUUUUGACACUACGAAUCCCGUACCUUCCGUUCAAAACACAGCUAAAACUGAAGACAAAACAUACGAUGACGCGCUUUACAAAUCAGCCUACAGAGACAAUACAGAAAGGUUUUUUAAAAUGGAAGGGUUAGAUAAUGAGGGACAUUUUGGUCUAGACAGUGUCAAAGUACCCUCUCCACAAAACAGUGCUUUUGGAGACUUUCUGGACACUAUGUGUUCUGAAAUAAACACAAAUGACCAUGAGUCGGUUAGACAGGAUACAUACGAUUUCUUCUCGGAAAAUAAAUGGUAUCUACACGGUGGAAUAGGAGCUUUUGGAGUCAGUGCCAUUACUUUUAUUGUUAUGGUUUACCGAAAAUGGCGUCAAAAGAAAAUUAAUUCUGAAAACGGCAAUUUCCCGAGUGUGGAUAAUCAAAAUUCUCAAGAAGACAAAAUUGUAGUGAAUACAGAGGAAAAUAAACAAAGCGAAGGAAGACCACAAGCAUGCAACACCAACGAUACUGUUUUGCUAAUUUCUCUUUAGCAUACGAAUUCCGAUUACUGUUGCGGUAUUGUGAAUUAACAAGAAAAUAAAUUAUUCACCCAAAAUAAAACUGAAAACUUUGUUAAUGUGGUGGUUUUAUGUUUGAUUUUUCAUUGUUGCAUACAAUAGAGGUACUGAUUUUAUCAGAGUAUUUACUUAUUAAAUAUUUUAGAAAUCUUUGACACAACUUCACUCUGUAUGUCAUUA
Molecule: messenger RNA, 909 nt
Organism: Zophobas morio
Lineage: Eukaryota; Metazoa; Arthropoda; Insecta; Coleoptera; Tenebrionidae
Exons: 5
Coding region: 31-702 (223 amino acids)
Source: RefSeq, a predicted model, not a curated record